Messenger RNA from Actinia tenebrosa (Australian red waratah sea anemone), 1266 nucleotides. RefSeq names its product mitochondrial carrier homolog 2. Lineage: Eukaryota; Metazoa; Cnidaria; Anthozoa; Actiniaria; Actiniidae. The record is from RefSeq and is a predicted model, not a curated record.
CUGGGAGAAGUAGUAACAAGCCGGAUUCAAAAUGGCGGGGAUGAGAUACCCAGGAUAUCCACCUGACAAAAAUGACAAAAGUCCAGGACUUUCCUUGAUGCUUUCCCUGGCAUUAAACACCGCAACUCAUCCUCUAACUACUGUUAAAGUUCUAGUUCAGGUUGGUCAUGAACCCUUGCCAGCAGUUGCUUCCAAAACUAUUUUUGGCAAUCCGGUGAUGAAGCUUCCUGGCCUACUUGAAUAUGGCAAACACAUCAAGAAGACAGAUGGUUUUUUUGGACUUUACAGAGGACUUGUACCGAGAUUAGUCUGUGGGGUCAUUGGCUCUUUUGUGAAUGAUGCAACAUUAGAGGCUCUUCAAAGUAAGGAUGAUCCAUUAAGUGAAUCAUUUGGUCUUGAACCAGUAGAGAAGGAAUUUAAGGAUGAAGUAAAGGAUUUUACUAUUGAGACAUGCAAGCAGACAGCGGCAAAGUGUAUAGCAGUGAUGGUAUCUCAUCCCUUCCAAGUUAUCACUGUUCGAAUGAUAGUCCAGUAUGUUGGCAAGGAGACUAUUUACAGUGGAAUGUUUUCCUCAAUCAGAGAGGUGUUUAAUAACCAUGGGAUUUUUGGAUUCUUUGAUGGUGUAGUUCCAAGAUUAGUAGGAGAAGUGCUGUCACUCUGGAUCUAUAGAACUCUUCAUUUCUUUAUUACUCAGUAUGGGCUGGACAAAGAGAUGGCGGCAAGAAAAGAAAUCAACAUUUACACCACAGCUCUUUCUCAGUGGCUGUCAAGUCUUGUCACCUAUCCGUUCACUCUGGUAUCUAACGUCAUGAUAACUAAUCAUGUUGGUCUCGUUGCCGGGGAACCGCCAGCAAUGCCUGUCUACACUGACUGGGUUGACUGCUUCAAGCAACUGCGAUCUUCUGGUGAUCUUUGGAGAGGAUCGAGUCUGUUACGACGAACAGCGAAAAUGAACAAAAGAAAGUAACCUGCUACCCGCUCUACAGCAGUAUUAGAAUACGACCUACAGACUCGUACAAGGUUUUGAUGAUUUUUGUUGUUUUUUUAGUGAUAAUUACAAGCAUGUUCGGUCAGAUUUGUAUCAAACAUUCUUCAUUCUAAACAAUUACAAUGAAGGGCCAGUUUAAAUAUAGUUUUAAUCGCAAAAAAAUUGUGUCAAUGGUCUUGCCCCUCUCCUUUAUUUGGUUUCUCGUAUUAAUGUACCUUGUACAACAUGACUUACUAUAGCAAAAAGGUUUGUACAAAAAUAAAUGUGGUCAGACUUUA